AUGCAUGUGGAAUCUUCAAACAAAACAUUUAUUUCAGAAUUCUUUCUCAUGGGACUAGCGUAUGUCCCUGAACUGCAGCCCCUCAUCUUCAACCUGUUCCUGUUCAUGUACCUCGUCACCAUCAUGGGAAACCUACUCAUUAUCCUGGCUGUAAGCAUAGACUCCCAUCUCCACACCCCCAUGUACUUCUUCCUGUGCAACCUGUCUCUCACUGAUAUCUGUACAAGCACAACCACAGUCCCAAAGUUGCUGUUGAACAUCCAAGCACAUGACCAGAGCAUCACUUACAUAGGCUGCCUGGCCCAGGUGUAUUUUAUCUUGACAUUUUGUGUUUUAGAAAGUUGUCUCCUCACUGUGAUGGCUUAUGACCGCUAUGUGGCCAUUUGUCAACCUCUAAGAUACACAAGCAUUAUGAACCCUUUCCUAUGUAUCUUACUAGUAUUAUUUUCCCUAUUCAUCAGCAAUAUAAAUGCAGUGCUCCACACUCUUCUGCUGCUGCCACUAUCCUUUUGUACAGAACAGGAUAUUCCCAACUUCUUCUGUGAACUUGGUCAGGUCACUAAGCUUGCCUGCUCUGACACAUUUAUCAAUAUUAUCAUUAUUUAUAUGGCAACCAUUGUAUUUUCAGUUAUCCCUCUAUCUGGGAUUAUUUUCUCUUAUAUUCAAAUUGUGUCCUCUAUUCUGAAGAUCCCAUCAGUUGGUGGAAGACAUAAAGCUUUUUCCACCUGUGGGUCUCAUCUUUCAGUGGUGUCUUUAUUCUAUGGGACUGGCUUAGGUGUGUACAUGAGUUCUUCGAUUUCUAACUCUUCCAGCAGCAAUGUAAUAACAUCCAUGAUGUACAGUGUGGUCCCUCAAAUGCUGAAUCCUUUCAUCUACAGUUUGAGGAGCAAAGAAAUCAAGGGAGCCUUGAGGCAUCUCAUCAUUAGGAUCAUUUAUUUUCUGUAA
Molecule: messenger RNA, 945 nt
Organism: Peromyscus leucopus (white-footed mouse)
Lineage: Eukaryota; Metazoa; Chordata; Mammalia; Rodentia; Cricetidae
Product: olfactory receptor 7G2-like
Exons: 1
Coding region: 1-945 (314 amino acids)
Biological process (GO): G protein-coupled receptor signaling pathway
Cellular component (GO): membrane
Molecular function (GO): olfactory receptor activity; G protein-coupled receptor activity
Source: RefSeq, a predicted model, not a curated record